AUGCGAAAAGACAGAUGGAAAUUUAUCAAAAACCACGGCUUAUGCUAUUGUUGUUUACUGGUUCGUCAUAAUAGAAACGUUUGUCCUGUGCCUGUGUGCGAUGUAAACAACUGCGGCUUAUCACACCACCGAUUACUUCAUUGGACGAAGCCGAACGCGUCAACAGCUGAGCAGCAGCGACAGGGUAUCCAGCCGCCACCACCGCAGUCGCUGACCGCUUGCGAUGACGCAACGGUGGCUCACAUUGCAUCCAGUGACGUCGCGCAAUCCGCUAGUGAGGUGUUAUUGAAAAUAGUACCAGUGCAACUGUAUGGACCUAACGGUAUACAUAACACGUAUGCUUUAUUAGAUGACGCCGCAUCAGUGUCAAUGAUCGAUUCUGAGUUAGCUAACACCUUAGGACUGACAAGUGAAGAUAAUUACUUUCUUAUCACUCCAGUCGAAAUAAGGCACGGAAACAGAAAUGCGCCGUAUGCAACUAAAUGUCGAUUGGGAUGGUCCAUUCAUGGCUACUGUGGUCGCACUCACUCGCUCACUCAGUUGUUGUUACGAAAAUUUAGCACUGAUAGCGAUUACGCCGCUAGAUAUAAAAUAGAAAUGGCUAGAUUAUUUGAAAAUAAUUACGCACGAGAACUUAGCGAUAAAGAGCUAAAAGAUGAUUUUUCUCAUGUAUGGUACCUGGCUCAUUUUGGUGUUCAAAAUCCAAAUAAACCAGGAAAGUUAAGGUUAGUUUUUGAUGAAGCCGGUCGGGUGGAUAAUAUUUGUUUAAAUGAUUAUUUGAUUACUGGUCCCGAUUUAUACAAUUCAUUAUUUGGUAUUAUGUUAAGAUUUAGAGAGAAUAAAAUAGCGAUUAUUGCAGAUAUUAAAGAUAUGUUUUUACGUAUUAAAGUUAGAAAGGAGGACCAGAAUGUAUGUCGCUUUUUAUGGCAAGAAUCAACUGAUUCACCUAUUAAACACUGCGUAAUGCAAAGUUUAAUUUUCGGUGCAACUUGUUCACCUUUCAUUGCUCAAUUUAUAAAGAACAAGAAUGCAUUAAAAUACGAAGAUUCGUUUCCCGACGCUGUAAAAAUUAUUCUCAAUAAUCAUUAUAUGGACGAUUGUCUUUAUACUGUAAAUAAUGAGCAAAUGGCAAUAAAGUUAGUGCACGAAAUAACGUCUAUUCAUAAUAGCGGAGGUUUCGAGAUAAGAGGAUGGGCGAGCAAUAGCAAACCGGUUUUAGAAAAUAUACCGAACGACUCGCACGCGCGCUCCGCUGUUCAAUUCAAAGACGGAGCUACGCACACAAUUUACGAUAUACAUGGUUUCUUGUCUCCUUUUAUUAUUAAAAGUAAAAUAUUAUUACAAGAUGUGCAUCGAAGUGGGGUGGACUGGCAGUGUCAGAUCCGUCCUAUUGAGAACGAUCGUUGGUUGAAAUGGUUAGAUGAAUUGAAGUGUCUUAGCGCGCUGCGCGUGCCGCGUUGUUAUGACAACGCAGAUGGUUAGGUAAAAGUUUGUUUUGUGGUCAGUAAGAGUAGGGUGACUCCACUUCGUCCUAUAUCCGUACCAAGACUAGAAUUACAGGGAGCGUAUGGUACGUUCGGUAAAGUCCGCGUUGAAAGUUAUUCUGAAAGAACGAGCACCACACCAAGAAACUCUCAUAACUUUGAUGGACGAAGUUGA
Molecule: messenger RNA, 1659 nt
Organism: Chilo suppressalis (striped riceborer)
Lineage: Eukaryota; Metazoa; Arthropoda; Insecta; Lepidoptera; Crambidae
Source: the annotation of a GenBank genome assembly